Dromiciops gliroides (monito del monte) is the source of this 1161-nucleotide messenger RNA. RefSeq names its product nectin-1-like. Gene Ontology annotation, biological process: regulation of immune response; negative regulation of macrophage activation. The transcript has 5 exons. The record is from RefSeq and is a predicted model, not a curated record. NCBI's taxonomy places the organism in Eukaryota, Metazoa, Chordata, Mammalia, Microbiotheria, Microbiotheriidae. The coding region runs from base 1 to 1161 and encodes 386 amino acids. Gene Ontology annotation, molecular function: cell-cell adhesion mediator activity; zinc ion binding; nucleic acid binding.
AUGCCCCCCCCCAAAAAAAAGAGGGAUGCCAGAGCUCCCUCUACUAAAAAUGACCUGAAGUUAGAAAAAGAUGUUGACCAGUCUUUAAAAGCAGGUCAGCAGAAGCCCCUCAUACAGGAUGCUGCAAAGCCUAAAAGCAGAAGCAUCCUAGCACCUGCACUUUCAGGUCAAACAGUUAAAAAUCAGUAUAGGACCCCUAAAGUGUGUCAACAUUGUGAGAAGCAAGGACACUUGUUGAGAGAGUGUAGAACCAGAAAGUAUGAAUUGAGACAGAGACAAAUUACUCUUACACUGAGCUUCAUGGAGCUGACUCCACUCCACAAUGCAGGCCUUGGAGAAAAUAUAUGUACAACAGGAGGAGAGACAGUUUCAGAUUCUAUGUUUGUAAUGAAGAGUAAAAGCACUGAUAUAGCCCUCCUGGGGAACAAUGUGACCCUGAAAUGUAACUUGACGAUUCCAGCAGAUGUUCUGCAGAUUACCUGGCAAAAGGUCCAAGGGUCUAUACCAGAAAACAUAGGCACCUACAGCAGCCAGUAUGGUGAAAAAAUUCUCCCUGCCUUCAAAGAACGGAUCCACUGCAGCAGUGCAGAACUGACAUCGUCAAGCAUGACCAUCUAUAAUGUGACCUUGGAGGAUGAUGCGUGUUAUAAAUGUCUCUUUAAUGUUUUUCCAGAUGGUAUCCAUGGAGGACAAAUGUGCUUCAGCGUACAAAGUGUAUCUGAAUUAAGAAUUGAGCACUAUCCUCAUCCUAGCAACAAGAGUAUCCUUAUAGUCAUCUGCUCAGCUACAGGAAAACCUGCCCCUCACAUCACCUUCUCCCAUGAGAGGCUGCUGAUAGGAUUACCUAAGGAACAAAUUGAUAAGAACCCAGAUGGCAUAGCUAAUGUUACCAAAUGGUAUAACAUCUCACUGGAAGCUAUGACGUCCUUGAAAUUUCAGAAUGUGUCUUGUGACUUGGAUCACCCCCUAAGGAAGAGAAAAAAACUUGUUUCUUUUUCUGAGGAACCAGAAUCAACUUUUGAAGGACCACCCCUUUUGGGAGGAAAACUCGAAUGUGAGGAACUUCCGGACAUGAACUUAAAAGUAAGGGUGGGAACGGAAGUUGGCGUUCUCUGGCUGCUAAACUUGGCUGUGGCGGUGCGCGUGCACAAAAGGAGUUAA